UUUUCUCCCCUCUCGGCCCCCUCAUCUCCCAAAAGGCUCACGAAACCUUUGUUUCUUUCCCACAAACUCUUCAUCACCACCUCCAUCCUUUCAACUCUCUUCUCCGUAGCACCCAUCACAAAUGGAGUUAUCAAAACGUAGUCACAGAUUCUUCAAGUUCAGAGCCCCACACCCUCAGAAAACCUUCAUUCCUCACCCUCUCUAAACUUUGGAUGUUCCCAUAAUAUCCUUGUGGCAGGCCAAAUUAAAAGUCCACACCUAGCAGAUUAGAAACACCCGCCACUAGCCAAAUUCCCCUAGAAAAUUCUCCUGAAGGGAUAGACAAGAGGAGAAAACGAUCUAUAUACCUUUGUCCAUCCCACUUUUCCCAUUCCACGCUCUUGUGGUUCACAUCAAUGAUCGGAAGGUGCUUCGACUUCUCACGUGCCGCGGUCGUCAAGAUGGCUUGGAUCAUGCUAUGGAUAGACUACUCGAGGCUUUUCUGGCUCCUGUUUGGUGUCUUCUCCUACGAGAACCAUGAAGGAAAGCCUCGGAUUUAGCAAACUUUCUGCUCCUAGCUACAGAACUUGACGCUUCCUGAUAGGUGAUCCGAUCACUCGGGAGCUGCUUUUAGUUUUAGAUUUUUUUUUUUUUGGCUUUCUUCUAAGGUGCAAGAGUUUUGAUAUAUAAGCUAACAUGUAUGAGUCCCGGCGACGGGAACGGGCCGAGAGGGCCGCCGAAGAGAAUGGGUACGUCGAGAUCGAUCCCACCGGUCGAUAUGGACGUUUCGAUGAGGUACUUGGGAAAGGAGCCAUGAAGAUAGUCUACAGAGCAUUUGAUGAGCUAAAUGGGAUGGAGGUGGCAUGGAACCAGGCCAAGAUCUGCGAUGUGCUGCGGUCCCCGGAUGCACUGCAGCGCAUGUACUCCGAGGUCCACCUACUCAGCACCCUCCACCAUGAAUCCAUCAUCAGAUUCCAUGCCUCAUGGAUCGAUGUCGAAAAGAGGACCUUCAACUUCAUCACCGAGAUGUUCACCUCCGGCACCCUUCGUGAGUACCGACAAAGAUAUCGACGGGUUGACAUCAGAGCCGUCAAGAAUUGGGCCCGCCAGAUCUUGCAUGGUCUUGUAUACUUACAUGGCCAUGAUCCUCCAGUGAUACACAGAGACCUCAAAUGUGACAACAUCUUUGUCAAUGGUCAUUUAGGGCAGGUCAAGAUCGGUGAUCUUGGGUUAGCAGCUGUUCUUCGGGGAUCACAAUCUGCGCACAGUGUUAUAGGGACGCCCGAGUUCAUGGCACCAGAGCUCUACGAAGAGGAUUACAAUGAACUCGCCGACGUAUACUCCUUUGGUAUGUGCAUGCUCGAAAUGCUUACCUCCGAGUACCCCUAUAGCGAGUGUCGCAACCCUGCCCAAAUAUACAAGAAAGUCACUUCGGGUAAGCUGCCUGAUGCCUUCUACCGGAUCCAAGAUCCCGAGGCCCGGCGUUUCAUCGGUAGGUGUCUGGAAACUGCAUCGAAGAGGUCAUCGGCCAAGAAGCUGCUUCUCGAUCCCUUUCUCGCAUCCGAUGACCGUAAUUCUCUCCUGCCUCAAAACGCUCCAACAAUCCAGGCCAUUGGACUUGAAGGUCAGGCUCACCAUGCAGCAGAGAGUCACAACCCUGAGCACACAAAGAGGAGAACUGACAUGACGAUUACUGGGAAGAUGAAUCCAGAAGAUGAUACGAUCUUCCUCAAAGUUCAAAUAGCCGACAAAGAAGGUCAUAUGAGGAACAUAUAUUUUCCAUUUGAUAUCGUUACCGACACGCCGAUCGAUGUGGCUAAUGAGAUGGUCAAGGAGUUGGAGAUAACCGAUCGAGAGCCUUCAGAGAUAGCAGAGAUGAUAGCUCAAGAGAUCUCCAUUUUGGUGCCGGGUUGGAAGGAAGGAGAUCUGCACGAGGGUAGCCAUUAUGCGUAUAGCUAUGGGGAUGAUGAUGAGGAUGGAUGCAAUCACCCUUUCUACUAUCUGUCCUCUCCUACUUCCUCCCAUGGAUCAUUCUUUGGGAUGGCUCCUUCUCCGGGGUCAUUUCAUCGGCAGCGCCAGUCUCACCAAGAAGAUUGGUUUGGAGAUGAUCCAUACUUUGAUGAUGACGACAAGAGCUCCAUGCACUCUAGUAAGUAUUCUGCUGUGAACUACAUCUCAGGUAAUGAACAUGAAGGCGAUGGAAGCUGCCAUCAAAGAGAAACUCAGCCAAUCCAGAACAGCCACAAGUCGACAAGGUUUUGUUCCGGAGAAGGCCCUCCAGUUGAUACCUCUCUGGCUACCAAGUUCCACCAGCAAUGUAACGUAUUGCUAGAGUCCUCUAGAGCUUCCAGCUCUCGAGCGGGCAAGAGGCCGGUCGAUGGCCGCUGUAUGAUGAGGAACCGUUCGAUGGUUGACAUACGGAGCCAACUGCUGCACCGGACCUUGGUGGAGGAGGUGAAUAAGAGGCUAUUUAAGACUGUUGGAGCGGUCGAAAACAUAGGCUUCCAGGAUCCAACAGAAGGCUACGGCAAGACUACAUCAUCCUCAAGGAGAGACCAUACGAAGCAAAAAGCAAAGCCAAGAACGGGGAAGGGUUAAAAAUUUAUGUUGGUCUGUUAGCUCGGGUUGUGAUGAUAUGGUGUCGUGAUAUUUAAAGUUGACACCUGAGCUGGACCUUGCCAUGUACAAUUGUGGAUAUUAGUAAUCCUCUUAUGGGCCAGUGAUGAAAAUCUAGUCAGAGAAAGUUCUGCUUGCUUAUUAUAGCAUCGAACAUUUUUGCAGUGUCUGAAGAAACAAGUCUAUAUGCUCAAUUACUCUCUUGUAAGCAAAGUUUUCGUUGCUUACUAUAGCAUCGAU
This is a messenger RNA of Elaeis guineensis (African oil palm), 2835 nucleotides long. RefSeq names its product probable serine/threonine-protein kinase WNK5. Gene Ontology annotation, biological process: protein phosphorylation. Lineage: Eukaryota; Viridiplantae; Streptophyta; Magnoliopsida; Arecales; Arecaceae. Gene Ontology annotation, molecular function: ATP binding; protein kinase activity. The record is from RefSeq and is a predicted model, not a curated record.